AUGCCGGCGCUUCAGUUGGGGCUCUUCUCCGACAACCUGAAGGGAUUCAUCCUUGCCGUCACCUCCAGCGCCUUCAUUGGUGCCAGCUUCAUCCUCAAGAAGAAGGGCCUCAAGCGGGCUGGCCUCUCCGGUGACCGCGCCGGUAAAAAAAAUCUUCUCUGCCCUCCCCACCUUCCCCGAGAGGAAAAUCUCCACCUCCUCGUUGAUCUUGCUGCUCACCUCUACUUCUUCCUUGUGGCCAUCUUCUGGCAGGCGCGGGAGGCUACGGGUACCUCCUGGAGCCGCUCUGGUGGGUGGGCAUGAUCAUCAGUAAGCCGCAUCCCUUCCUCGAGCUCUUCCCCCUUCUUCCCUCGCAGAAUCUGCCCGAAACCUGCCUGAUGGGAAGAUGACAUUUGUCCAUCGACUGUCAGUGAUACUCGGCGAGAUCGCCAACUUCGUGGCGUACAUGUUCGCCCCUGCUGUCCUGGUGACGCCAUUGGGAGCUCUGAGCAUAAUCGUGAGGUACCACCACGGACUGGAGCAAAGAUGGCCCAACUCCACUCGUUCGGUUUUUUCUUCUCUUACAAAUCUGCGUGCUCACCUGACGAUGUUUCUUCCUGGGGACGGAAUGGUUCAGUGCCAUUCUGGCGCACUUCAUCCUGCAGGAGAAGUUGCAGAGGAUGGGUGUGCUGGGCUGCGUGCUCUGUAUCGUGGGAUCCACUGUGAUCGUCCUACAUGCGCCGGAGGAGAAGACGCCAACCUCGGUGGAGGAGAUUUGGAAUUUGGCCACCCAACCAGGUACUCUCGAUGAAUUGAAUCUCUCUCGACUCGCGGGGGAUCAUCGUUCCCCUCUGCUCUCUCUUAAGGCUCGGUGGUGGAUUCCCUCCAGCAUUUCUUCUGUACACGGCGUCCGCAGUCGCCGUAUCACUGGUGCUGAUGCUGCAUUUUUCUCCACGAUAUGGGCAGACAAAUAUAAUGAUAUACUUGGGCAUAUGCUCUGUAAUCGGGUCUCUGACGGUGAGUCUUUGAUCUAGGGUUUUAAUAUCAUCCUGGCUUGUUUCACCAUGUUCCAAGAUUGUGGGUCUUUAGCUGUUGUUUCUUAUCCAGGUGAUGAGCAUCAAGGCCGUAGGCAUUGCGAUCAAGCUCACAGUGGAGGGCGUCAACCAAGUGGGCUAUUUACAGACAUGGGUUUUCUUUAUGGUCGCCAUCACCUGCAUCGUUAUCCAGUUGAAUUAUUUAAACAUGGUUAGUACUCUUCCAACACCCCUAUUCAUUGCAUCGUUCUUCCGAGAUCUGCUGAUCCAGGUUUCAUUCAGAUAUAUUGGAUGCAUGCUUCUGUGUAUAAUUAUGUAUCUUAAUUUUUUACAUUGAUCUAGAUGACUUACAUAGUCAGGAUAACCAGAGAAAAGAUUUCCUUAUUCACCUCCAUUAAAUGCGCAUUAUAUGAGAAAGGAAAAAAAGCAAAACUUCUGAGUCAAAAUCAGAGACCACAUCCUACUUCCACAUGCUUUCACAGGAUAUCAUAGGUUGAACAGAUGCAAGACGAUUCGAUAAAUUUGGCGCCAAGCAGUGUUUCUGCUUUUUAAGACAGCUUCUGAUGCUUUAUCCAGAGGUUUUAAGGACGGGCACGUUAUUUCAUGAUGAGCUUUUCUCGUGGGAAUUCCAGAAACCAUCCAUUUCAUCGGAUUUACCUGGUGUACCUAUUUCACUGGUAGCACACAUCCGGUGGCCUGUAGUUCACUGUUUGGAUAUAAUUAGACAUUUGGUCUUCUAAAACGCCCUCCUUGAUCUGAUGCGCCAAGAAGACACCUUGAGGAUUCAAAACUCUCAGGAAGGCAAGGCGGCGCAUAUUUCCAAAACCCUGCUGUUGUCAAGCUGAUCAUCAUUUCGUCGCGCCAUUCUAAUGAGACAGAUCGCCUGCAGGGUUACUGACGAAGAUCUGACCAUUAACAUUUCUGCCUAAUUUGCGUUACCAGGCUUUCAAUCUUUCAAAAAGGCUCAGUGUGUGGAAGAACUGGGCCUCAGGAUACUUAUAAAAGGUCUGUCAAGGGGAAAACAUUGAUUUAGGCCGGUUAUGGGCGUCAUUGAAAGAGAAAACGUCCCUGGAUGGAUUGAACGAGUCUGGCAAUGAAGAAAAACUGGCUGAAGAAAGACCUGGAUACCAAGAUCUUCAACCCGAGGAGCCAAUAAGUUUCAGAGUAGAUCAUUCCUAUUAUGUUUUUCCACUUGUGCCCCGACUGUUUUGCCCUUACGCGCUUGUGAUUUAGCUGAUGUCUGCUGUGAGUAAGAAUAAAACAUUUUUCGUUUGUCUUUUGGCGAUUCCAGGCACUGGAUACUUUCAAUACUGCGCUUGUUUCUCCCAUAUACUAUGCCAUGUUCACAACGUUCACAAUCCUUGCCAGUGCAAUAAUGUUCAGGGUAAGAUGAUUCUGGUUUUUCCGGUGACAAUUUUUCUUAUCUAAGUCUCAAGUUUUUCUAAUCUUCUGUAGGACUGGUCGGGUCAAAAGGCAAGUAAUAUAGCCUCAGAGAUCUGCGGAUUUAUUACGGUGCUUUCUGGAACCACAGUAUUACACUCUACAAGGGAAUCAGAUUCUCCCUUAGUAACAGGUUCGUUACCCAACAUCCCGAGGGGGCCCUCUGCAUUACUUACUAGAAUAUCCACGUUUUGAAUCCACUAAACUCAUGGGCAUGCCUAUCUAACAAGGCCCUCCUUGAUGCAAAUCUACUAAGCAGUUCCACGGCUCCACAGACCAUCCCUGGCUCCACAUUAUCCUUUUCAACGAUCAAAACCUUGAUUAUCCCAUCACUCUUGUAUGGUCAGAAUUCAACCGAAGAGGUUUUACAAAACAUCUAGCCCUGCAGACCUAUUAUUGUUGAUCGAUCGCCAGUAGCAAAGGUCAACCUGUUUGUGGUUGUGACAAAGUGAUGUCCUUUAAUAAGCUUCCCAUCAGGUAGCAGCCUUGCCUCGUCUGGAUCCUAGAUCCCUUGGCUUCUCAUCGUUUGCUGCACGCCCAGCAUUCCCUCUGGGUUUGCCGCCACUGCUUCGUCUCAUCAUCCUCUAUAUCAGCUGUUGUUGAAGAGGAUCAUGGAUUUUUCCCAUGGUCAGGAGAGAACACAGAUGAUGAGAGAGCCCCAUAGAAUUAUGGAGAACCAUGUUAAGAAUCUAGACUCAAAUCCUGCGGGUGCUCACAAGUCCAAAGAAUCAGAAACCUCGGGCUACAAGCCCAUGAAACUAUUCCGUCCGUAUCACUGGAAUGUUCCGCCCAGCCAUGAGUCAAAUCUGUGUCUAGUCUUUAUUUUCGAUAGAUAAUCAAAUGCCUUUUUUAAUCUAUGCUGAUGGCUCUGGUUGAACAUACAGAAUUGUAUUCACCACUGUCACCCAAAAUAUCAUGGCGUACAGAUGGGAACGGUGAACAGGAGAAGCAGAAAGACGACGACCUUUUCUCUGCAGAAUUUAACACCAUUCUCCGACAAGACCAUUUCACAUGA
Molecule: messenger RNA, 3468 nt
Organism: Spirodela intermedia
Lineage: Eukaryota; Viridiplantae; Streptophyta; Magnoliopsida; Alismatales; Araceae
Source: the annotation of a GenBank genome assembly